GAGGGUGGCCGAUACAUCGGAGUCCUCCUGCAGCGUCACACUCAAAAGCUACACAAUGCACUUGGAGGGGCUGUCAGAUACAAAAAUCCCAGGACCAGCAUCACCUUUGAGCAUACACAGCAGUAGAAACAUUUCUGUCCUUCAGGGGCCAAGCCAAAGCCAGAUAGAGGAUAGGUUUUCCCAAGAUUCCCUGCAUCGAAGUAUCAGUCAGCUCAUUGAAGCAUCUGAGAAAAAGUCCUCGGUAGAAAAUACUGUUUGGGAUGCCAUUAUUCAUGGCCAUGACAGCAAUUUGUGUGCAGACAAUGAAGAUCUUGUGAGCACUAUCAAAAGCUUCAGUACUGUCACCAAGCCACAUACAUCAUUUACUGAUACACACUUGUAGGUUAUUUAGCCGUUGCCACAGAACAGAAAAAUAUGGACUCUUGACUAUUUUCUCUUUGUAGUUAUUGUGAAGUAAUCCUUCUGAAAUGUUUCUAGUGUUUAUGAAUUACAUCUUGAACUGUAUGUAUGUGAAAGCUAUUUUCUUUUUAUCAAAACUUAGAAGCUUCUUUUCUAGUAACACAUUGUCUAGAGCAAAUGUAUUUAUUUGAGAGGUACAUAUAUUUAAUGCAUUUUUUUUUUGCAAAUAAACAGUACUACAGAAACCUUUAUUCAGCUCAUUGCAGGAAUUGAUUGAAUAAAAUGGUGAAAAAGUAAAGAUACACACAAAUUUAGCAUAGGCAGGAAAUUAAGGAACAAUAUUGAACUCUUCACAAAAAUUAAUUACUAAAAACCUUUAAUUAAUAAGAAAUUAAGAUAAUCAACAAUCUUGCUAAAACAACUUAAGAGUACAUAAAAGAAAUGCUUAAUUAUACUUUAUUAUGAUACUAUGCUUCAAUUAGUUCCUUCGGCCAUACAGCAAAAUCUUUCAAAUAAUUUAUUGGUUAUAGAUAGGGGUAAAGUAACCAAAAUGUAAAUGUAUAGCUAUUCUAUCUUGACUUUUCCAUGCUUACAUAGUAAAAUAUGCUUGUGUGGGAAAAUGCUUCCUUUGUGUCAGUAAUUAGCUUAACUGAAUGUUUUUCUGCUGGCUGUAGCUGAUAUUCUUUAGUGUUCUGUUAAUUCUGAUACUCACAUGAUCCAAUGUCAAAUGCUAUACUUUGUAAUAAAAAUCAUGGCAUUUCUCUAAGCGGAAAUAUACCUAUUAGUCCCAUAUUAACUACUAUGGCCAUGGCACAUAUAUAGUUCUGCUUCUGUGGCAAAGAGAUUAACAUUUCAAGCCUGGGAAGUUCAGAAGCAGACCACUGUGGUGGCAAAUAUGUACUUCAGAAGACAAAGCCACUGUAAAGCUUUGGUGCCCUAAUAGAAAAAAGGCGGACAAAUUUGAAUUAACAGCACUCCGAACUAUAAAAACCAGAGUUGUGAGGAAUAAGAUUUCUAUAAGUGCUCAGGGCAGCAGAGACAAACCUGUGCAGCGUAAGAUAUACUGAUCAAGGCUGUUAAUACAGGUAGUCCUCAACUUACAGCAGUUUGUUUAGUGACCAUUCAAAGGUACACUGAAAAAAGGAAUU
Thamnophis sirtalis is the source of this 1547-nucleotide messenger RNA. The record is from RefSeq and is a predicted model, not a curated record. Lineage: Eukaryota; Metazoa; Chordata; Lepidosauria; Squamata; Natricidae.